CUUUAAAUGUACAGAAGUGAAUUUCACUUUCAGCUUAUAAGACUUAAUCAUCUAGCAUCUAAUAAUUCACCAUGAAUUUAUUUUUGAUUUUCUUUUUAUUCUUUAGUGCUUAUAUUAGUGAUUUUUCUGUGAUAUCGACUCCAGUGCCAAUUGGUUUCCUGUUUCCAGGACCUUCAUCAGACGAUUAUCCUUUAAAUCGGUAUGAAAGUGGUCCUCAAGGCCGGCACUUGUUUCACAAGAAGAAACAUCAUGGGUUUCCAGGAGGUCAUGGCUGCCGAGGUCACGGUUGUGGUGGAGGCUACGGAUGGCAGCCGGACUACGAGGGUUAUUACCCAGACAAUCAGCCUGGUGGCUCCUUCGCCACAGCAUCCGCAGGAUCCCUUGGCCCUUCCCCUUAUGGAGGCUCAGCCAGCCAAGCCAAUGCUCAAAGUGCGACUUUUAACUUCGGACCUAUUUCAGCAUCUUUCAGCAAUGCUCAAGCAUCAUCUGGUGGUUAUUCUAGUUUUAAAAAAUAAUUUUAUAUAAAUAAAUACAUUUGCAUAAUUAUUUUUUUUAAUCUUUUUCGAGGGUUAAAUCUUUUUAUUUCAUCAACUCUGAAUUAAGAUUAAAGUUUAUUUUGACAGUAAAUGAAUGCAUUUGUCUGAAAUGUUGAGACCUGAGGGUCAAUGUACUUGGGGAGGAGUUAUCUUCACAAAUGAAAGAAAAAAAAUAUAUUAAAUAAAAUGAGA
This is a messenger RNA of Chelonus insularis, 728 nucleotides long. RefSeq lists its product as uncharacterized. The record is from RefSeq and is a predicted model, not a curated record. The coding region runs from base 72 to 515 and encodes 147 amino acids. Lineage: Eukaryota; Metazoa; Arthropoda; Insecta; Hymenoptera; Braconidae. The transcript has 3 exons.